AUGUCACCUGUCUACCAUCCUUGCAUUCAUGUUUCCUUCCUUCCAUCCUUUCAACCAUUCCAUCCAACUGUAUGUCUGGUUCUCCUAGCCAUUUACCUAUCCAAUCUGCUUUCCACCCAUCAAACUCUCACACCCUCCCUCCCCUUUGAUCCGUGUUUAAUACAUAAGGGACGAGUGGAGACGAUUCUCUGCCUGCCGAUUCCAGUGGAGGCGGCGGCAAACAAGGACGAGCUCCUCAGGUCUCACACAACCCAGCUUGUCCACAAAGCACCACAUCUCCCCAUCACUCGCGUCCAGCGUGCUCCAGUGAUUGCACGUUGUCAGUCACGCGAAUUUCAAAUCGUUCUCGAGCCGACGAUCGAUGUGCCAGGCACAUCGCAGUUGUGA
This is a messenger RNA of Echinococcus granulosus, 387 nucleotides long. RefSeq lists its product as hypothetical. The transcript is spliced from 3 exons. The record is from RefSeq and is a predicted model, not a curated record. The coding region runs from base 1 to 387 and encodes 128 amino acids. NCBI's taxonomy places the organism in Eukaryota, Metazoa, Platyhelminthes, Cestoda, Cyclophyllidea, Taeniidae.